Brachypodium distachyon (stiff brome) is the source of this 4058-nucleotide messenger RNA. RefSeq lists its product as uncharacterized. Bases 699 to 3674 code for a protein of 991 amino acids. The transcript has 5 exons. NCBI's taxonomy places the organism in Eukaryota, Viridiplantae, Streptophyta, Magnoliopsida, Poales, Poaceae. The record is from RefSeq and is a predicted model, not a curated record.
AGAUGUCAACAAAUCUGCUGUCCUUGCGGCUUGUUUAGAAGAAGGUGGUGGUUCCAUUCCCUUCCCCCAGAGGAGAGAGAAAGGCCACAGCACAUAACCAAACAACACCCAUCCAAAACCCCCAAAAGGAGGAAGAGGGCCGGAGAGGAGAGGAGAGGAGAGAGAAGACCACGCAGUCGUUCAGGCAGAAACAAGAACAAGAACCCACCACUUUCUCUUCUCCCCCUUCCCCUGGCCCCAUCAAAUCCGAUUCCCUCCCCCCCGACCCGGAUACAUCGGAAUUCCUCGUAUCACCCUGUUCGAUCGCUCCAAGCCGCCGUGAAAUUUGCCUCUUUUCUCGGGAAAAAAUCCGGCCUUGGUCAGCUGCUUGGGGUCUUGGGAGGCGGGGGGCUCCUCUGCGGGGUUUCUUGGGGGGCCAUGGGCGUGGUGGUGCCCGGCAGGGUGUUCGUCUGGCGAAUGCUGCGCGUGGUCAGACUCAACCCGCUCCAGCGCAGUGUCAAGAAUAGCUAAGGUUAUUUCUCUUGGAGGUUUCAUUCAGAUAGGGAAAUUGAGCUAUCCAUUUAGCUCAAAACAUUGAAGACCGGCAUUAUAUACGUGCGUUGGCCUUCACACUGUGAUUUCCUUUUGUUGACCCAUGAUGUGAUGAUCACGGACUGGUCGCUUUUCGGGGUUAAUGGGAAUUGCAACUCGAUCAGUACAUGCUAAUUGAUCUGAUUGUAACAAGAAUGGGAGCUAAAGUGGAAGGUGAGAGCUACAAGCCUGGAUAUUAUGCCACAGGGGAUCUCCACAUGGACUCAAAUGGUUGGAGGUCUCCAUACUAUGAGGAGAAGACAUCAAAUGGGCAGUUGUGCAAUGGCUUCAUGACAAAACAGUCUGAUAGUUAUUCAGACUAUGAUAACGAAAUGCUAAAGCGCACAAUGCUUGCACAUGAAGCAUUGUUUAGACAGCAGGUGUAUGAACUGCACCGGGUUUACAAAAUACAGAGAGACCUGAUGAAGCAUUAUCAGAACAAAGAGACGCAUGCGUACCCAAUGCUGGCAGAUGCAUCACAGACAAAUUCAUCAUCUCAAGUUCCACCAAAUGGUGCAAAGAUGAUUUGGCAGAUGCAGAUGCCAACAUACAGAAAUGCUACUGUUGCAGUGCACAAUGAUACAAAUCACUCAUUGAAGUUCCUCAGUGAAGGCCGUGUCCUGCCCUCUCCAAAUGGGUUUCCCUCCAGCGAUGUUGCUUUAAAUACCAAGAAAGGCACUAUUGACCUUGAGCUUCCAGCUGAUCAUUAUAUAGAUGAUGAAAACAUAUCGGAUAAUAAACCUAUAGAUUUCCUUGGUGUAGAAUCAGGUACAAAACCUCACAGUGAUGUUGUCGAGGUCACAUUCGGUGGUGCAGAAGGUUUGGGGAGGUUCAGUGAUAAUAGUUCCACCUCCGGUUUGCAGACUACAAAUAAUCCAGGAGGACGCCAUGUUACAGACCUCAAUGAGCCAAUUUCUGGCAUGCAUAUGGGUAGAACAAGCGGGUCAGUAUCCAGGGGUCUUCCGUAUACCUUGGAGAACUCUUGGCACCAAUCCGUAGUGAGAGCAAGCACAACUAACCUUGGUUUCAGUAAAGAACACUCUAAAGACAAGCAUAGUGAUGAAGGAACAAGCUCAAAUUUCUUUGAUGCAAGUGCCAAAAUAAGACAAGAGGAGAAAUUAUUGGUGGAUAAAGGAAAACAAGUCAGCAACAGAUUUUCCUUUACUCCCAGAUACAGCAAUGCCGAUCUGCAAAAAUCCUUCAGAGCCGCUGACAGCAGAUCUGCAACAAACGACCAGUUUAUUUGCCAAGGACAGAGUAGUUCAGUUGGGUGGUUUUCAAGAAGUCGUUUGGACUCAUCUACAAUCAAUAAUUUUGGUAGACUUGACCAUCCACAUCAUUCAAGUCUUGGUACACUUGUUGCUCCAAUCUCUAUUCCUCACAUAGACCAUACUUCGAUCGCCUCCCCUAUAGGUUCUUGCACAGUGGACCCAAGGAGCAGCGUUGUCAAUAAUGGUGCUUUCCAGUCAAUUCCAAGUUUCAAUGGAUCUUCAACUGUUAAUUCAUAUAAGAGUCCUAGUGUUGUGACCCAAAGCACUGGACCUUCAAUUCAUAAGCUGAAAAGAUUCGAUAAUUUAGAUGGCAGUUACUUCGGUUUUCCACUUGAUCCAUUUUCUGCAUCACGAUCCCGGCAACAGGUUGCAAUUUCAAGCCAGUUGCAGCAAAACAAUAGCCUGAUGUUUGAACAUUCAGCGCGACAGUCGCAUGAAGAUCCUCAGUCCGCAAAUGGCAAGGACACAAAGAACUUCAAUUUAAAUGAAGCACUGUCAGAUGGUCAGGAAGAACUUGUAGAACAAGACAGGAGAUGUGUUGGCAGUUUGCAGCAUAGGAAAGAUGAUGGAUCAGUAUUUGGGAUCUCUUGGCUAAAAAAUAAAGCUACUGGUGCUAAUCCAACAGGUUUGGAAAAUCAAAAGUUGUUUGGUCAUUCGAAUGGGAUUGUGACAGAAGUUAAAAAUAAUAGUAAAGACAUCACAGGGAUGUCUCCAAUUGUUUACAAUUUGUCAGAUUCUGCCUCGACAUCCUUAAGUUGCAGAAUUAAAAUGGAUGAGGCUUCUGAAGACAUUACCGGUAGCACUUGGUUAGCCUGUAAUAAGACACAGGAGAGUACUACAUAUUUACCACUUGCAAGCCAGAAACCUGUGGACAGAGAUGGACAAGCUGCUGAAGGUGUCAACAAGAAAAGUGGUGCCCUCAUCAGGAAUUUCUUUGAUCUGAAUGAUGAUGUCCCGCAUGAAGAUAAUUCAGAGUCAUCUGUAGUGUCGCAUGAGUGCCAUGUGUCGUCCUUACAAAACAACCAUGCUAAGCGCACAUUUUUGAUCGACUUGGAAUUGCCAGCUUGUGAAGAUGGUGCUGCCUGGACUUCUCAACAGGAAUGCACACCUUCUGGUGACCUUGAUGCAUCCAAGGAAGCUGAUGUGUAUUUUACAUCUGCUACAGAUGCAGCACAAAUAAUUGUUGCGUUGUCAACGGAUGUGCCCACCCCUGCAAGUACACCCGAGAAUAUGUUGCAGUGGUUUGCAGAGCUCGCGUUAUCAAGCACCGAUUUUCAUGCUGAGCAAGCAGAAGCCCAAGGUUGCAUCAAUAAUUCCAGUGAUGAUGACUUUGAGUCAUUUGAAUCAUUGACACUGAAGCUGGAAGAGUCCAAGGCUGAUGAAUACUGGACGAGGCCACUGGCACCCACAUUGAUAGAUGAUGAACAUGCAGUCUCAGCAGUGAACCUCCUGUCCAAGCCAAGAAGGGGCCAGCAAAGGCGGCGGCGGCAGAAGCGAGACUUUCAGAAAGACAUCUUGCCUGGGCUUUCAUCACUUUCCCGACCUAACAUUAUAGAGGACAUUCAGUUAAUUGAGGGGUUAGUACAGGCAUCGGGUGGAUCAUGGGAGUCGAGUUUAACUAAGCGAGGGCGCGGCGGUCGGACAAGAGGUAGAAAACCUCGCAAACAUCUCCCGGUUACUGUAGAAAUAGAAGCUGAGGCCAGCCCACCUUCAAAACCUGACUCCCUUGGCUUAGAAGCUGAUGAGAGGGGUAUGAUUGGAUGGGGCAGAACAACAAGACGAUGUCGCAAACCAAGAUGUCCGUCAGGUAACAACAUUGCAGCUUCAUCGUGAACGACGUGAUCUUGAAAACGUCGGUCAUGCUUGGGUUCGGUGAAAACGUCUGUCAUGUUCGGGUUCGGUUUGGAUUUGCCAUCGAGAUUCCGGUGGACUGGUAUAAGGUAAUCACAGUCAUGAGUGUGCAUACUCUGCUGGCCUAUUUGGUCACCCCAACUUUCAUGCUUUUGGGUGGAAACAUGGUGUACAUUUUUUUAAAUAAAUUCUUAAACUAGUUCACAUGACAAUUUCUGUAAUAGCAUUGUAUUAAGCUGCUCCAGGGUAUGCGGCCUGGUCCUGGUGUAAUUCUUGAGAAAGUGGCGAGGUACCUUUACUGGCCUGGCCGGUAUUUAGAAAUCAAAAGGCUAAUCGGUGUACUGCAGUCUUCUACUUUCUCCGUCU